Lactuca virosa is the source of this 732-nucleotide messenger RNA. The record is from the annotation of a GenBank genome assembly. NCBI's taxonomy places the organism in Eukaryota, Viridiplantae, Streptophyta, Magnoliopsida, Asterales, Asteraceae.
AUGCAUUUGUUCCAUACCGAUUAUGAAACAGAAGCCAUUUAUUGGGCUGUUGAUAGUCGUGAUUACCUUAGCAUCGAUCAUCACAAUUCUCAGCUUCUUCGAUUGUCCAAUCCCAUCCACAACACUGUGUGGCGCCUUAGGUCCAAUUUAGGUGUUCCGAUGCCCGAGCCUGAUCCUGAUUCUGAUGAGGAUGAGCCCAUUCCUGAUGCUGCUGCUCCAGUGCAGCAAGAACUUGUCAUGCAUCCCCAUCAUGACAUGUAUAUGCAAGAAUUUCGUAGGUUGCAUGAAGACAAUCGGCGUUUGCAUCGUGACUAUUCUAAACUUUAUGAUAGUGUUUGUGAGAUAAAUACUGAGAUGGUGGAGUUUAGGGAAGAGUUUUAUACCUUUAGAGACAAUCAACAAGCCCGCAACCAACAUGUGGAUUUCCUUGUGACCGACAUGCAUAGGGAAAUUCGUUUGUGUUUGAUUUUGUUGGCUUGUUUAGCAUUAGAAGUUUAUUUUGAAGCCAAUAAUUAUGAUUAUAUGGUUCUAUUUUGUAUAUUUGUUGUUGUAUAUUUCUUUUGCGCUCCUGAUAUGGUUAUGGAUUUAUCUCCUAUUGUGGAUUACCGAGAGUUGACAUGGAUUUUGGAAGAAGAUAUGAAGAUUGUGCAACCACAAGCUAUUGAAGAGCAUGAGGAGAAAACUAAGAAGAAUGGGAUAUGCCUUACCGACGCCGAGUGCCCUCCACCUUAA